AUGGAUUACUCGCAGCUGCCCCUGGUUCGGUCGGCAAGUGGAGCGUACGAUGCAUGGUCGCAGCUGGAAGGCCACUUUGAGAAGAAGAGCUUAGCCAACAAGCUCUUUCUUCGUCGCCUUUUCUUCACGGCCAAGAUGGAGGAAGGCGAUGAUGUGCUUUCGCACAUUAACAGGAUAAAGACACUGGCGGAACAACUCGACGCGGUGGGUGCUCCGGUCAGCGAAGACGACCUGGUGAUCACGCUUCUUGGAAGCUUAAGUGAGUCGUUUGCAUUUCUCAUUACUGCUUUGGAGUCAAGGGCCGACUCGCUGUCGUGGGAACUGGUGACAUCCAGGCUGCUACAUGAAGACAUGAAGCGCAAGGAGCAAGGCAGUGACGGGGUCGCUGCAGGUCAAGCGUUCAUGACAAGUGAGAAGAAGCGUAGUGGACGGCCAUUCAAGAAGACUGGCGCGGUGCAACUACUGCGGUAA
This is a messenger RNA of Peronospora matthiolae, 471 nucleotides long. Lineage: Eukaryota; Oomycota; Peronosporomycetes; Peronosporales; Peronosporaceae. The record is from the annotation of a GenBank genome assembly.